AUGAAUAGAUCGAUAGAUGAAUACGAUUUCGAAGAUGAUCCAAUCAUAUAUGCUCAAAUACAACGAGAAUCAGAUGGUGAAUCCAAAUUGGUUAAAUUUUUGGAUACAAUUCCAAGGUUUCAAUCGAAAUUGACACAAAUUUCAUCAUUACAAAACCAACGGAAAAUUGUUCGUAUUGCGUAUAACUUAGAAUCACGUUCUACGAAACAACCCAAUUGGUUUCAAAUCGAUUCUGAACGUCGAUGUUUAUCCAUCCAACAGAAAUUGCCACAAAAUAAUCAAAAUGAAAACAAUUCACCAUCAUCAUCAUCAUCGGCAAUCAAAUUGAUUCCAUUUGACCAUAUAUUCAGUGGAUCAUUGCCGGAAAAACUUCGUUCAAUACCUGCAACAUUGUUGACCAAACCAAUAGAAUCAUUUGCCAAUGGACGCCUGAAUAAUGCUGUGAUUAUUGCCAUUGAUGAUUUUAUCGAUCAAUGUUGUCCGAUGUCGUCACCGACCAGCGCCGGAUAUUUGGAUAUCAAUGAUCAACAGAAAUCCAAUUUGAUAAAUGAAUUUCGUCAAUUUGUUCAUCGUGGUCUGAUGAUGCACUCGAUUGCAUGGAUGUUCGAUGCAAUCAACAAUAGAGUGGAUGAUGAAUGUUUGAAUGAAUCGAAUGUAAAUCCUAAACUGUCACAUUGUCAUUCAGGCAUCAAUCACAAUCGUGCCUACAUACAAUUAUCUGCUUCGGCUUUGUUUCACCAUAAAAUCUAUGAUCUAAUCGCCAAUAAUCGUUCAUCAUCGCCAUCUCAAUCCACAUUGGUUGCUGUUGAUCAUGAAAUCGAAUAUGAAUGUGUCAAUGCCAGACAAGCAGCCAAUCAUUUGGAACGUGCACUUGCUUUUCUAGAGCAAAUCCAUUUGAACCAUCCUAAUGGACAACGAAAUGAACAUUUAUUCGUAUUUACCAUACAUUUAUAUCGUUAUCAAUUUGUGCCAUUGGCAAAUUCGAGGAAAAAAUGUCAAGCAAUCGAAAAUCACAGCAAACUUUAUCUGAUCGAUGUACCCCCAUCAUCAUGUUCAUCAUCUACAUCCCAAUUACAUCUGAUAAUGGCUGCAUUGUUUGCGCAGCAAAAUUUAGCUCCAUUCAGUAAAUCUAAAAUUGCCAAUCUAUUCAUGCGAGCAUUGUCGAAUAAUGAUCAUAAAUCAAAAAACACUAAAGACCAAAUCAGUCUAACCAUAUUGGCGAAUCUGAAACCACAUUGCCACCGACCAGAAACAAUGUUGGAACGAUGCGAUCUAAUUGCAUCGAUAUCGACCAAAAAAUGGCUUAUGAAAUUGAAUGGUAACCAUCAUCAUCAGCAACAAUCGAAACAAUCCUCAUGUAAAUUAUGUACAUGUAAAUCAUCAAAUGCAUCCAAAGAUGUCGAUCAGAGCUGUGCAUCAUCAUCCGAACAAUCAUUCGAUACGGUCAUUUCUCGCGAUCAUCAUGAUCAACGCUCAUCAUCAUUCACAGCCAAUUGUCCACAAUCAAUCAAUGGUGCUGAGGUUGGCCAACAAAUUGAUGAAAUGGACGAAAGCCAAAAUGGCGAUCGAUGUCGUAAUUUGAAUGGAAAUUUAUUGGAAAAAAAUAAAUACCGACAACAACAACAACAACAACAACAUCGACAAAGAAAAUGUGAUUAUAGAUGUUGUAAUCACCAUCAUCAUCAUUCACAAUCCAAACGUAAUCCAAUCAGACCAAAGUCAACGAAAAAUUCUAGCAGUAGCCGUGAAUCAUUACGCAUGAUGAUUAAACAAUCAAAACGAAAUUGUGAUGAGAGUAAUGAUGAUUGCAAUGAUGAUCAACAUCACUAUCAUCACCAUAAUCACCAUAAACACCAUAAACAAUUAGCCAAACGUAUUCGUAAUCGUAAACGUUCACUAAUGAAUGAACCAAAUGGUUCCACAUGGAGUGAAGAGCUUUGGGUUGAUGGACCAAAUCUAACAAAAUUGAAUCAACAACAAUGUUCACAUAGUUUGAGAAAAGAAAAAUAUCGUAUCGAACAAUGGAUUUCGACAACUUGCAAUCUAAACGGUGCUAAUGGCUCGAAACGUAUGCUCGAUAUGGGAUUCAAAUGUUUGGAUGAUAAUUGUUUUGCACAAUGUAAUCAACAAAUCGAUGAUGAAUGUCGCGAUACGCUGAGUGAUUGUGGUGAUAAAAAAAGUGAUUUCUAUGAGGAAUACUAUAACCUGUGGAAAUUAAGUCCCAAAAAUGGACGACCAAAAAAACCACUACGUCAUUCGUAUCGAAAACAUGAGCAGUCGAAUUGUUGCAAUGAAAUGUCGCUGAACAUUAAUCACAUUGAUCAUAAUCACCAUCAUCAUCAUAGUAAUGGUGAUGAUGGCGAUGCUAUUCAUAAUAAUAAAUCGAUUGAUAUGUCGAAUGUUUGCGGCGAACCACAACCAACAUCAUCAUCAGCAUCGACGAUGCUUAAUCGUAUGGCAGAACCGCCUAAACAAUUGAAAUUAGAACAAUUCCUACAACAAUUGUCUAAAAUAACCGUAUCGUCAUCAUCAUCGUCAUCGAAAGAUCAACAACAUCAUCACCAUUCGCAAACAAAUUGUAAUCGAAAAUCAGAAUUAAUUGAUAGCUGCCAAUCUCAAUUACACUCCCAACAGCAGCAGCAACCAGCGCCACCACAACAAAAACAACAAUCACGACCAUCUUCAUCAUCAUUAAAAUCGUAUGGUAUGACUGAAAUUGUUGAACAUUUAAAACGUGGAAAUAAAACCAGCGAUAUGAUGGAUACUGUAACCAUGAAUGAAGCGAAUAAUGCCACCGAUCCAUCACAAACGGGUAGCAUGGAACGAAAAAAUUCCAUUUCAUCACAACCGAAACAACAGCAGACAAAACAGCAGCAAAUGGAACAGAAAAUGAAACGUAAUACAACAUCCACUACGACUAGUGGACAUGGAACAAUAAGUGAAGGCGAAUGUUCAUCCAUUGCCAAGAAAACAUCCUCCGUUUCCACACCCAGCUAUGGAUCAAAUGGCGGAGGUGUUGUUGUUGGCAAUGUUGGCCUUGUCGUACAACGACAACCAGCAUCAAGUGGAUAUGAAUCAACCGUACAAGAUGAUGAUGACGUCGACGAUGAUGAUGAAUUUGACGAUGAUCAUCAUGUCUAUGAUCAUCAUCAUCACCACCACCACCAUCAUCAUCAUCUUGAUCUUCAGAAUUAUCACCAACAGAUAAAAUGUCCAAAUAAAGUGGCACCAAAAAACGGAUCAACAAUGGCCAUUAUGACAACUAGAUCUGGAUCAAUCAAAACAAUGACCAUACCAGCAGCAAACAUUGCUCAUCAUGGCCAUGUCGAGGAUGAUGACGGUCAAUCAAUAUUUUGUUCAUUCUUUUGCUGUGGCCAUUAAAUGUUUGAUAUGAGA
This is a messenger RNA of Dermatophagoides farinae (American house dust mite), 3396 nucleotides long. RefSeq lists its product as uncharacterized. The record is from RefSeq and is a predicted model, not a curated record. Lineage: Eukaryota; Metazoa; Arthropoda; Arachnida; Sarcoptiformes; Pyroglyphidae.